GUAAUUGUGUCACGAAAAGAAAAAAAAAAUGUUUGACUUUGAAGCUAGGCUCCCGAAAUCGAGUUCAAGAAAUGCCUCUGUUCUUCAACAGUGCUGAUAGCAGCAACCGAAGGCGGGCGAAUACCGAAAAUGCCUUCUGGGAGUAAAUAAGCAAUCAUGGAUGCAUCAACAGCCUUCCAAUUCCUAGCGAAAAGGCCUUACCAGCCUCCCUCCUGGGCUUCGCAGCUCAGCCCCAUUCCCUCCCAUGUCUUCUCCCUCGGACACCUUCCUACUCCAAUUCAUAAAUGGAACCUGCCCAAUCUGCCUAAGAACACUGAGGUCUGGUUGAAGCGUGAUGACCUUUCAGGAAUGCAAUUGAGUGGUAACAAGGUGAGAAAAUUGGAAUUCUUGUUUGCAGAUGCUGUGGCACAAGGAGCAGACUGUAUUGUCACCAUUGGUGGCAUUCAAAGUAAUCAUUGUCGUGCUACUGCUGUAGCUGCCAAGUAUCUGAAUCUUGACACUUAUCUCAUACUGCGAACUUCAAAGGUUCUUGCGGAUGAAGAUCCUGGAUUGACGGGGAAUCUCCUUGUUGAGCGUUUAGUUGGAGCUCACAUUCAUCUUGUUUCAAAAGAAGAGUAUGCUAAAAUUGGAAGUGUGGCUCUUAGUAUGAUAUUGAAAGAAAAGUUAGUGCGUGAAGGGAGAAAACCAUAUGUCAUACCUGUUGGUGGAUCCAAUUCGCUAGGAACUUGGGGCUAUAUUGAAGCUAUUAGAGAGAUUGAACAUCAGAUUCAACAUGCAACUCUUGAACAAAAAUUUGAUGACAUAGUUGUAGCAUGUGGCAGUGGGGGUACAGUUGCUGGAUUAUCAAUUGGGUCGUGGCUUAGUAGCUUGAAGGCAAAGGUUAAUGCAUUCUGUGUCUGUGAUGAUCCUGAGUACUUCUACAAAUAUGUUCAAUUCCUGCUCGAUGGACUCGAUGCAAGGAUUAGCUCAUCUGAUAUUGUCAGCAUCCAAAAUGCCAAAGGUCUUGGAUAUGCUAUGAACACAAGUGAGGAACUCAAGUUCGUCAAAGAAAUUGCUGAAACCACUGGUGUAGUUCUUGACCCCGUUUAUAGCGGGAAAGCGGCAUUUGGGAUGCUCAAAGAUAUGGGUGAGAAUCCAAAAAAGUGGGAAGGGAGAAAGGUUCUUUUCAUACAUACAGGUGGACUGCUAGGUUUGUUUGACAAAUCAGAGGAAAUGGCAUCACUUAUGGGCAAUUGGUGCAAAAUGGAUGUCAAUGUAUAAAUUUCUCAUCACUAGUCAGUACGACGGCACUGCUUAAAAGUUCUAAAAUUAUCUGCCUGCCUGUGAUUGCUCUUUUCCUAAUAAUGUCAUUUUCAUUUACAAUAUGUGCUUUUGCUUGUAUUAUUGUAAGCCUGUAAUUAUAUUAACAACUUCCAUAAAUAAUGAGUGAAUUUUUAGUUGAAAGAGUGUCAAAAAUAAUACUAAUGAGUUUUGAAUUGACAAAAAUGAGACCAAGAAUAGAUCCUGAC
Cuscuta epithymum is the source of this 1508-nucleotide messenger RNA. The record is from the annotation of a GenBank genome assembly. NCBI's taxonomy places the organism in Eukaryota, Viridiplantae, Streptophyta, Magnoliopsida, Solanales, Convolvulaceae.